AUGCAGGAUAAGCAGCAGAAUCUCCACCAGGCAACGGCCCUGUCCAGAGCCAAAGGCUUCACUCCAGAGCAGGCAUUGCUGGGCAAAGCCCGAGCUCUUCCUGCCUCUCUGACCGCAGACCAGCAGGCUGGGGCACACGUGCUUGCAGAGAGCUCCACACCAGAGGGAGUGCGUUUCCGAGCGAGCCUCGAGCGUAGGGAGCAGGUAUCCACCAGGACUCGGAACUACAUUGACUUGGAUGAACUUCCACCAGCUGUUGGUUCGGUUGACGAUGAUGAUGGCUAUGAGCCCUCACUUGCCCCGACACCCACAAUGGAAAUUGACAGUGAACAACCCGAAGAUGAGGCUUCUCCCCCUGAAAGUAACUUGGGUGGUACCCCCGAAGAAGAGGACCCCGAAAAUGGAGGAUCGGGUGAAGUAGCAGUAGAUGGGGAUUUGGGGGGUCUUGGAGUUCAUGUAGGGAUUCUUCAAUCACUGAUACCAAAGGCUUGCAUAGAGGAUCUCCUUGAUGCAAAUCGAGUUCUGUUCGAAGCCAAGAAGAAUCCAGUCACCCUUGUCAUUGUUCCCAUCGCAGAGAAACAGGACAUGAUUGCCAUCCCGGAUUUCUCUGCUGGCGCCAUGGAAAACUGGGGCUUGGUGACCUAUCGGGAGGUCGCGCUCCUCUGCGACGAAAGCACCGUGUCUGCCACACAAAAGCACCGGAUUUGUACGGUGAUUGCGCAUGAACUGGCGCAUCAGUGGUUUGGCAACUUGGUAACCAUGGAGUGGUGGGACGACCUCUGGCUGAACGAGGGCUUCGCCAAUUGGAUGCAGACCUUUUGCUCGGAUCGCUUGUUUCCGCAGUGGCACAUCUGGGAGUCCUACGUUGGGAUGGAACAGCAGAGAGCUUUGCAGUUGGAUGCCUUGAGAAGUUCCCAUCCCAUUCAAGUGCCAAUCAAAAAGGCCGAGGAGGUGAAAGAGGUCUUCGACGCUAUCUCUUACUGCAAGGGUGGCAGUGUGGUGCGGAUGAUCUAUCGGGUCCUGGGGGAGAAGCACUUCCAGGAAGGUUUGCAGUUGUACUUCUCGCGACACAAAUACAGCAACACCCGAACCAUCGACCUUUGGAAUGGCUGGAAGGAAGUGUCUGGAAAGCCCAUCGACAAGAUGAUGAGUUCAUGGACUGAACAGAUGGGUUUCCCAGUGCUCGAAGUCAACGGGUCAAGUGGAGUUGAAACAGAGUUGGUUUCUGACCAAUAA
Molecule: messenger RNA, 1236 nt
Organism: Cladocopium goreaui
Lineage: Eukaryota; Dinophyceae; Suessiales; Symbiodiniaceae
Source: the annotation of a GenBank genome assembly